Messenger RNA from Gastrolobium bilobum, 1754 nucleotides. RefSeq names its product bifunctional aspartate aminotransferase and glutamate/aspartate-prephenate aminotransferase-like. The transcript has 10 exons. Gene Ontology annotation, biological process: biosynthetic process. The record is from RefSeq and is a predicted model, not a curated record. Lineage: Eukaryota; Viridiplantae; Streptophyta; Magnoliopsida; Fabales; Fabaceae. Gene Ontology annotation, molecular function: catalytic activity; pyridoxal phosphate binding. The coding region runs from base 169 to 1623 and encodes 484 amino acids.
ACUCUCCCCCACCCAACCAAACUCCACCAAACCCCCCCCUCGACCAUCUAACUGCGUUGUUGUGCUUUUGCUUUUAGCUUUCUCAAAAUAAAAAAACUUCAUUGUUUGCUAAGCACUUUCUGUUUCAGAAUUCCAACUUCUCUCUCUCUCUCUCUCUCUAGUUUCCAUAUGGCAAACUCACUAUAUAACGGCACCGCAUGCCGAAUCCCUGUCAGGGACCAAUGUCCCGUUGUUAAUUCGUCUUCUCGCCACGUUUUCAGAUCCAUAUCUUUUUCCUCAAACCUUUCCUAUCUUCCCCUCAAAACACUGGAGAUGGGCCUGGAAAAACACGUGGAGCAGAAUAGAAUGGUGGUGAAGGCAAUGACUGAUUUUGAUGCAAGGGGCGUUGACAUUGACAUUGAUAUUUCCUUGAGCCCACGUGUUAAUGCUUUGAAGCCUUCAAAGACUGUGGCCAUAAGCGACCAAGCCACUGCUCUCGUUCAAGCCGGUGUUCCUGUUAUUCGCUUGGCAGCUGGAGAACCUGAUUUUGAUACACCUGCUGUCAUAGCUGAGGUUGGGAUUAAUGCAAUUCGUGAAGGUUACACGAGGUACACACCCAAUGCCGGAACAUUAGAACUACGCCAAGCAAUUUGUCAUAAGCUAAAGGAGGAGAAUGGAAUUACUUAUACUCCUGAUCAGAUUGUGGUUAGUAAUGGAGCCAAGCAGAGUCUCACUCAGGCAGUGAUUGCAGUUUGCUCCCCGGGAGAUGAGGUCAUUAUUCCAGCUCCAUUCUGGGUUAGUUACCCCGAAAUGGCAAGGUUGGCUGAUGCAACACCUGUGAUUCUUCCAACAUCAAUAUCUGAUAAUUUCCUUUUGGAUCCCAAACUCCUUGAGUCCAAAAUUACUGAAAGAUCAAGAGUGCUUAUUCUUUGUUCACCAUCUAAUCCAACAGGAUCCGUCUACCCUAAGAAAUUACUUGAAGAAAUAGCCCAGAUUGUAGCAAAGUACCCGAGGCUUCUGGUUAUCUCUGAUGAAAUUUAUGAACACAUAAUUUAUGCACCAGCAACUCAUACAAGCUUUGCGUCUUUACCAGGAAUGUGGGACAGAACUCUAACUGUAAAUGGAUUUUCCAAGGCCUUUGCAAUGACUGGUUGGCGGCUUGGAUAUCUUGCUGGUCCAAAACAUUUUGCUGCAGCAUGUGGAAAGAUUCAAAGUCAGUUCACCUCAGGGGCCAGUAGUAUAUCUCAGAAAGCUGCAGUUGCUGCAUUAGGCAUGGGCUAUGCUGGUGGGGAGGCUGUUUCUACCAUGGUAAAAGCAUUUAGGGAGCGAAGGGAUUUCUUGAUUAAAAGUUUUAGCGAAAUGGGUGGUAUUAAAAUAUCGGAACCCCAGGGAGCAUUUUAUCUAUUCCUUGAUUUCAGCUCCUAUUAUGGAAGAGAAGCUGAAGGAUUUGGUAAAAUUGAGGAUUCUGAGUCUCUGUGUCGAUAUCUGCUGGAUAAGGGCCAGGUAGCCAUGGUGCCAGGGAGUGCAUUUGGAGAUGAUUCUUGCAUCCGCAUUUCUUAUGCAGCAUCCCUUACUACCCUACAGGCAGCUGUUGAGAGAAUUAAGAAAGCACUUACCCCUCUAAGCUCUGCUGCACUUGUUUGAUCUCCAUGCUUUGUUGUAAUGGGUGUAUUUUAUUCUAGAGUUGGCAACAAUGUGUAGUCUGUUUAUUCUGAAAAUAAAGUGAUACAACUGUAAUAUCAAUGAUUAACAAAAUUGGCCCAAAUUAUUUUAGA